AGAUUAAUUCAGACUUAUUUACACUUCGACAAACAAAAACGAAACAUAGUAAAAGACAAAAAAAACACACACACAAAGAAUAAACCACACAUUUUGGCAAGCCAGUAAACACAACAACCAACCAAUCUUCAAAUGUCUUCAAACUUAACACCAGAUCAGAUCGAAGAGAUUCGCGAGGCCUUCCAGGUGUUUGAUCGCGAGAACAAAGGAUGCAUCACCUGCAAGGAGCUGGGCACUGUGAUGCGUUCGCUGGGCCAGAAUCCCACCGAAGCGGAGCUCUACGACUUGAUUGACGAGAUUGAUCUGGAUGGGGAUGGCACGAUUGACUUCUCCGAGUUUUUGCAUAUGAUGUCGCAUCGAAUGCAGGAUAUCGGCAGUGAGGAGUCCCUGCUGCAGGGCUUCAAAAUCUUCGAUCGUGACGGCAAUGGCUAUAUAUCCACACUCGAACUGAAGACCACAAUGAUGAUGCUGGGCGAGAAGGUGACGGACGAGGAGGUGCGCGAAAUUAUGGCCGAAAUCGAUCAGGAUCGCGAUGGCAGGAUCAGCUACGCUGAGUAUCUCAGUGCCAUGCGGAGCUAAGCAGGAAAAUAACCCAGAACAUAACCCCAAAUACUCUACAAAAUUCAAAGCAACAAAUACAAUCACAUGAAGGGAAGUAUCAACCCCAUUCCGAGGAAA
Drosophila obscura is the source of this 678-nucleotide messenger RNA. RefSeq names its product calmodulin-A-like. Gene Ontology annotation, molecular function: enzyme regulator activity; calcium ion binding. The coding region runs from base 133 to 579 and encodes 148 amino acids. Lineage: Eukaryota; Metazoa; Arthropoda; Insecta; Diptera; Drosophilidae. The transcript has a single exon. The record is from RefSeq and is a predicted model, not a curated record.